Messenger RNA from Trichoderma aggressivum f. europaeum, 1023 nucleotides. RefSeq lists its product as uncharacterized. The record is from RefSeq and is a predicted model, not a curated record. The coding region runs from base 1 to 1023 and encodes 340 amino acids. Lineage: Eukaryota; Fungi; Ascomycota; Sordariomycetes; Hypocreales; Hypocreaceae. Gene Ontology annotation, molecular function: 2-oxoglutarate-dependent dioxygenase activity. The transcript is spliced from 2 exons.
AUGCCAAGCAGCGUUGAUCAGUACUCGAGCAUCCCCGUAAUCGAUCUUGCACCAGCUCGAUCUGGUUCAGAUGAGGAUGUCCAAAUUGUGGCUAAAAAGUUAUAUGAGGCUUUCAAAAAUGUUGGUUUUGCAUAUGUGAAGAAUCACGGCGUGCCUGAGGAUGUUGUUAAUGAGGCGUUUAAAUGGAAUCGCAAGUUCUUUAGUCUCCCGCAAAGCGACAAAGAUCUGGCUCCUCAUCCACCAGAGGCAUGGCAUCACCGCGGCUACUCAAGCGUGGGCCAAGAAAAGGUGUCACAGAUGAUCUUUGACGAGGCGUCGCUCGCCGCCGCACGGAGCGUACCCGAUGUGAAAGAAUCGUUUGAUAUGGGACGUGACGACGACGAAGCACGAAUGGCAAACGUGUGGAUACCGCGAGACGUUCUUCCAGGGUUUCGGGAGUUCUUUCACAAGUUUUAUGAGAUUUGUUAUGCUGCUGAAACGGGGCUGCUGAGGCUCAUUGCGCUGGGGAUGGGGCUUGAGAAGGAGUAUUUCGUGGGGUACCAUGUGAAGAAGGAUAACCAGAUCCGGCUGCUGCAUUAUCCGGCCAUCGAAGAGAAUCUUCUGCGGCAGGGGAAAGCGGAGAGGAUAGCCGCGCAUACGGAUUUCGGAACCAUGACGAUGCUGUUCCAGGAUGAUGUUGGGGGGCUGGAGGUGGAGGAUGUCAGUGAGAAGGGGAAAUAUAUUCCGGCGCCGUAUAUACCUGGCACGGCGGUGGUGAACAUUGGGGACUUUUUGAUGCGGUGGAGUAAUGAUGUGCUGAAGUCGACGAUGCAUCGGGUCAAGGCUCCGCCGUUGGUGGGCGAGGGAGAGAUUCCGAAGGAUAAGACGACGAAGGAGAGAUAUUCGAUUGUGUAUUUCGUAGUUGCGGAUAUGGAGAAGACGGUGGAUUGUGUGCCUGGAUGUUGGGGGCCUGAGAGGUCGAAGAAGUACGAGCCGGUGAAUUGUAUGGAUUAUAUAAAGAUGCGAAUGGAGGCUCUUUAUUAG